Fonsecaea erecta is the source of this 1332-nucleotide messenger RNA. RefSeq lists its product as hypothetical. The coding region runs from base 1 to 1332 and encodes 443 amino acids. Gene Ontology annotation, molecular function: ubiquitin binding; ubiquitin conjugating enzyme binding. Gene Ontology annotation, cellular component: cytoplasm. The record is from RefSeq and is a predicted model, not a curated record. Gene Ontology annotation, biological process: ubiquitin-dependent protein catabolic process. The transcript is spliced from 3 exons. Lineage: Eukaryota; Fungi; Ascomycota; Eurotiomycetes; Chaetothyriales; Herpotrichiellaceae.
AUGUCCAGCAACAACCCUCCGUCGCCCGUCUCACCACUGAAACCGUCCGACGGACCCCCAGAAUCCCCAACCACUGCUCGGCCCCUGGAUUUCGACAGUGACCAAGAGACUGGAACGAUUGAGACGACUCCAGCACCCAAGACAGAGUUGCAUUCGCAGCCUAAACCUCCUCCCAAAGACGACGUUGCUCCGCCAAAACCCCCGCGACCGAUGUCUCCACGAGAACAGGCAGAGCUCACGUUGAAAGAAGCCUUUCCUACGAUUGAGAUCAGCGUCAUCCGAGCAGUUCUCACUGCGAGCAGAGGCGAGAUCGAACCUGCAUUUAAUGCUCUCCUUGGAAUGACAGACCCUGAAUCUCAGCGAGAGCCAGAACCGUUACCUCCGGCCAAACCACCUCGUCCCGCCCGGCAACAAUCUCCCACCACUAGGAAGCUUAGCCAACUGGAAGCAGACGAGCUCUAUGCUAGACAGCUGGCUCAAGAAUACAAUGGCGGUCCCGGAUUUGACAGGCAGCAACCAAGGCGUCGUGAUUCUGGAGGAAGAUACAACGAAAACUUGCAAGGAUCAAGGGUUGGUCGACCAGGCGCAAGCCCGAACCCUGACGACGUACCGUGGCGCAGUUUUAUUGAUGACGAUCUGCCCGAGAUCCGUGACAAUAUCCGGAAGGGCUUCGUGGAAACGCAGAAGACAGUGAACAGCUGGAUCAGCGCAUUCAAGAAGAAGAUAGAUGGCGAUGACGAUGACGCAGAGUUCACACAAGGUCAACCGCCUCUCCCUGCCCGGCCAACAGCACAAUCGCCAUUCGCAGGCCGCCGAAGUGCCGAGAUGCGCCGCAGUGCAGACCUCCAACGAUACGAUGCUGAUAUGCAACCAAUCGGUGAUGACUUUUCAAAACUGGAGCUCCGCGAUGGCGACGCUCCGCCCCGUACAUCAAGCCGGCCACUGGCUAACCCAAAUCUUUUCCGGUCCGCCGGUAUCCAAGGUCCAGAUCGUCGACCGUCGCCGGGCACGAAUCGUAAGGUGUCCUUCCAGGACGGUCCACCGGAGGAGAUCAGGGACAUGUACAACGCCUCGCCAAAGCCCACCGCGGCGUCGACCACAAAAUCGAGCAAAUGGCAGCCCCUACAGAGUAUCGACCCGAGUCCUGUUGCGGAAAACGACCCAUUCAGUUUGGGUGACAGCGACGAGGAAAAGGAUGCGAAGGUGAUCACGUUACAGGAUGAUGACACAGAUGUCAAAAAGGAUGAGAAGAAAACCAGUGACGAAGAGGCGCAGAGCAAGAAUGCGACACAAGCCGCGACGAAGGAGACUCUUGGAGCAGAAUCGAAGUGA